Molecule: messenger RNA, 2901 nt
Organism: Podarcis muralis (Common wall lizard)
Lineage: Eukaryota; Metazoa; Chordata; Lepidosauria; Squamata; Lacertidae
Source: RefSeq, a predicted model, not a curated record
GCAUCAAUUCUUCAGCGAUCAGCCUUCUUUAUGGUCCAGCUCUUGAAUAGGACACGCCAAUUUUCAUUGGAGAAAUGUUGGAGAGUAUGCUAAUGCUGUUCAUUUCAGACCUAUUCAGAUAACCAAGCACUUCCUUUAUCCUAGAUUUCCUGAGAUCCUCAUCCACAUAGAAGUACAUUAAGGCAGGUUCUUUGCUUGUGGAGGAUGAGGUAAUAUUUACACGACUGGUAGAAAAGAGAGAAGGUUUCAUUGGCUCUGCUGCUGUUUACCAGGCUCAUUGUUAGGGCAACAUGUCACCCAUGGAGACGGAAACAAACCCAAGCAGCACUUGGCAAUAAAGACACAUGUGUGCUGUAUCAGGCUGCUUGGAAAAUAGCUACAAUAUCACUUUCAUUUGCAAGGCUGGUGCGGAAUUUAGGAACAAAGGUGGCAAUUUGCACCUGACCAUCCAACGUUUUCCUGGCUCCCUGAGCUACGUCAGUCCAUCCCGGUUUGGAUUAGGGCUACUGAUAGCAGCCUGCCAUUGUCACAUCAUCCGGAAAGGUCAGUGAUUGCUUGGGUCAGCAGGCAUUUGUGGGUUGUCCUGCUACAUUCUAAUGCUGCAUAGUUUUUCAUUGAAAUUUAAAAUGGUUGCAACCAGUUCCGAGUUCUUGUGUCAAAAGAAAACUAGGAUAUAUAUUUUUCCCCCAAAAGAAAAAUAAGCAUGUAGAAUGUUUUUUCAAGCCUAAUUGCUAAGGGAUGUGUGUUGAGCACGAAUGCAUGUAGGUUAGCCAUUUCUAUUGCUGGUAUGCGGCCCCCAGAGGCUUCUCUAAGAGGGAACGUGGCCCUUGGAAUGAAAAAGGUAGAGGAAGGAAUUCUAGGGAAUUCAAUGUGAAGAACAGCUUGUUUUCCCCUCUCCAUGCUCUCAGUUCCUGGGCAUUUGCUGAGGAGUCAGAUACUUCAACAGCAUAAACAAGCUCAGUCUUUUAUAUAUUGAACUCAUGGCGCAUUUCUUCCUUUCCCUUCUUUUCCCCUUCAGGUUUUCAGCAGAAAUGUUUGUAACUGUGCUUCAUGGUGAAAACAGGGCAGACAUUUUUAACAUUCACUGUGAAGUCCAGCGGCUCCUAGAUGGCAUCAAACGCCGCUGUGGCUGUGAGGACGAAGAUGAUAUAGAGUUAGCAGACGAGAGUGGCCAGGUGAAGAAUUUACUCCAGAACAAGCAGUGCUCCGCAACUGAGCUUCUGGGGGAACGUGAGGCCUAUGUGCUCCUGGGUGUUACAAGAGGUGAAAGGCCUUCCAAGAGAAUAUUUACACCUCUGUUGAAAGAUGAGUCAGUCAUUAAUGCUAAGUUCCUAGCUAAGCUAGAGAGCUGGCAAGAGCGCAAAGUCCCCUCUCCGAGAGUAAAAUCCAGAAAGACCCACAAAAAAGCAACCUUGGAUAUCCCAGCUGCUGAAGGCUUAAGGAAUCAUUCGCCUCACAGCAGCAGAACAAGGACACCCAUUGCUUCUCCAAAACAAAGCAGAAAAUUAUGAUCUCUUGUUGGAUCUGAAGUCGGAAUUUCUUCCAGUUUGUGGAAAUGUACCUGUUUAUGUAUGUUCCUGAGUGUCCCCUGCUCUGAGCUUAAGUCCGCAUAACAAGGCAGGCCAGGAUUCUGAAGCCUGCAUUGUGAUUUGCUGCCUAGGCACAAAACAGCCAAUCAGGUGUGAGGUGGGUGUCGCCAAGGGCUGGCUGAAGUAUAUAUAAAUCAGAUCCUAUUCCCUGUUUCACUCAAUCUGUUCCUGAUGUCUCACUAAAGCCUUUAAGCUGAAUCACUGCCUCUCACUUGAACCAAGGCUGGAUCUAGACACAUCAAAGAAGUGUUUCAGUUAAACACGUACAUUUAAACAGGGAAAUCUGGUAGGUAAAAACGGGACCCCACAGCACCAUCUGGUGGCACAGUGUUAUAUUGCAUAUACAACACAUAUAAAUCACUUUUUCUUUACCAAUCUAGCUGAGUCCCCACAUAUACCGGUACCUUUUUCUGUUUCUUUGUGCAAAUGUGAAUUUUUAGGCACCUUACCCGACAAUAAGGUGCCUUGAAUGCUAUAGGACUUACUGAAUAAACAGGGAUAUAACAUUGUACUCUAGAUGUGCUGGAUUGGACAGGGUUGGGGAACUUGUGAUCCUUCAGAUGUUAAUUUUUGUCUCAAUACGUACAAGUUUGACUAAGGUUAAUUCAACAAAAGGCAUUCUCCACUAUGUUUCUCUCUCUUUGCCUCAACCGUUGUAGGAACAAUUUUGUGAGUCAGCCAAUGCUACAGUCAUUCUGCACCAGAAUUCCCCAAGGCUUAUUUCUGAGAGUUGUUUCCAAUCUUACUCACCAGUCCUAGAAAUAGUAAUAAAAAGAGAUGGUGUUUUUGAGCACACUGGUGAUAUUUCACAGUGCAAGGGAAGCUGCUAUACUAAGGAUGGUGCAAGACUGUUAAGAAAUGAUGUGUGGAGAUGUGAGAAACCAGGUCAUGACCUUCUCCAAAGAACAGAUUAAUAAAUAAUAUUUUUAGAAAUAAUACAACAAAAUCCAAAACACAGUUCACCAAUGAAUAAAUUCCUCUGUUCCAUCCAGACUUUUUUUAGGUCAAUCAGAUGACUUUGAAACUAAAUGGUUCUUGGCUAAUGUUGACAUUUUAAAAAUUUUAUUUUAUGGUAUUGCAUUUAUUUCCCACCAAGGUGGUACAUGGUUCUCCCCUUCUCAUUUAAUUCCCCAGACAACCCAUGAGGUUGGUUAGGUUGAGAAGCAAUGACUGGCCCGAGGUGGCCCCAGUGAAUUUCAUGGCUGAGUAGGGAUUCGAACCCUGGUCUUCCAGGUCCUAACUGCUACACCACUUUGGCUAUAUAUAUGCUAGCAGCAUGGGAGUUGCAGGCUACUUUUUGACCCAAAGCAGU